AUGGAAGACCCCAAUACUGCCACUGAAAGUGCAUACCCUUCCAUGGAAUGGCCAACCUCUUUGGAUAUUCCACUGAAGGCCUCUGAAGAAUUAGUUAGUAUUGACUUGGAAACCGAUUUACCUGAUAGCCCAAGCGAUCUAAGAACUCUUCUAGUAGAAGAAAACUCGGAUAAAGAACAUUGGUUAAGUAUUGCAAUUGCAUACUGCAAUCAAAAUAAAGUUAUUGAAGGUAUUCAAUUGAUAACUAUGGCACUGGAAGUUUUCAGUCAAAGUAGCCAGGCUUCUUUACAUACAUUCUUAACAUGGGCAUAUUUGAAAUUAGCCAAACAGAAUGAAGUCUCAAAUCCAAAAUUGAGGCAAGAAAACUUAUCGAACGCGGAAAAUCAUUUAAAAGAAGCAAUUACAUUAGAUCCUACUUGGGUUGGAAAUAUGUUGGCAACUGUUGAGUUGUACUAUCAAAAAGGUCACUAUGACAAAGCCUUAGAGACUUCUGAUUUGUUCAUGAAGAGUAUUCAGGCAGAAGAUCGUAGAACAGGUAAACAAUCAAAGCUCAAUUGUCUUUUCCUUUUAAUGAGAGCAAAAUUAUUGUAUCAAAAGAAAAACUACACCGCAAGUUUGAAACUCUUUCAAGAAUUGUUGGUGUCAAACCCGGUCCUGAGACCUGAUUCGAGAAUAGGUAUUGGCUUAUGUUUUUGGCAUCUUAAAGAUUAUAAUAUGGCAAUUAAGUCAUGGGAAAGAUCCUUAGAGAUAAACAAUAAAAAUAACGUUGCAUCUAUACUGGUCAUCUUAGGCAACUACCAUAAGUCGUUAACCAACUCUGAAAAUGAUGAACAGUUCAAAGAGAAUUUCACAAAAACAUUGACAGACUUGAAUUCUUUAUUCGUGGAUGGUUCACAUAAUAAAGAAAAUCCUGCACUUCUGACAUUGUUACAAAGUUAUUAUUAUUUUAAAGCUGAUUAUCAAAAAGUUGUGGAUAUUUUUAACACAAAGAUUGGGCCAAAAAAAUCAAGUACAAUAGACUCAAUUUUAUCGGAAUCCACAUUUUGGACCGGUAGGGCAUACUAUGCUUUAAAUGAUUAUCGUAGGGCGUUCUCAUUCUUCCAAGAAAGUUUGAAGAAAAAUGAAGAUAACCUAUUGGCUAGAUUCGGUGUUGGACAAUCACAAAUAAAAACAAAUUUGGUUGAAGAAAGUAUUUUGACUUUCGAGAAUCUAUAUAAGACCAAUGAAAAUAUCCAAGAACUCAAUUACGUUUUAGGACUGCUUUACUCAGCAAAAUGUUUGAACCAUGACAAUGCUACUUCAUCUUCUAUUCCAAAUGACACAGACAAUUACAUUUCAGGUAAAGAACAACAGAAAUUGAUUAAUAAAUCAAUUCAGUAUUUGGAGAAAUAUAUAAAAUUGACCAAAGCCAAAAAGAAUCAACUAGUAGUACCACGUGCAUACCUCGUCAUUUCACAACUAUAUGAGCUACAAAAUAACUACAAGCAAUCUUUGGAAUACCUUACAGAUGCAAUGAGUGAAAUUACUUUUGUUAAUGAAAAGAAUGUAUCACUCGAAGUUUUGAAUAACCUAGCUUGUUUUUAUUUCAUCAACAACGAUUUCGAGAAAGCUAACGAAUACUUUAAAAAGGCGCAAGAAAGAGGCAGUAAUGAUGAAAGCUUGAAAAUCACGCUAGAUUUCAAUAUUGCAAGAACAAUGGAAUCGAUAGGUGAUAUUAAUAAAUCUCGUUCCAUAUACGAAGAUAUCUCAACAAAACAUCCGCACUAUUUAUCGGCAAAAAUCAGAGAUCUUUAUACUAAAUUUGUUAAUGACAAUAUUGAUAUUGAAGAUGAUAUGCUAAAAUUGCAAAAUGAAAAUAAAGGUAACCUUGAAUGCCGUGCAUUUUAUAGUUGGUAUUUGAAAAAUCAAGCAGAUAAAGAUGCCAGUAAAGAGACUGAUCAUAACAAAGACACAUUGGUCAAAUAUGAUUCACACGACCUCUAUGCAUUAAUUUCAUUAGCUAACCUAUAUUGUACAAUCGCUAAAGAUGCGAAGAAACACCCUAACCCUAAGGAACAAGAGAAAUCUAAACACUCAUACCUCAAAGCCAUUCAAUUGUAUCAAAAAGUCUUGCAGGUGGAUCCUUUAAACGUCUUUGCAGCACAAGGUAUUGCAAUCGUAUUUGCUGAAAGUAAACGUCUGGGGGCAGCAUUAGAAAUCUUCAGAAAAGUGAGAGACUCUAUCAACAAUUUCGAUGUUCAUAUUAACUGUGGUAACAGUUUAUUAGAAAUGCAUGAUUAUCCAAAGGCUAUAGAAACAUAUGAGUUUGUUUUAAACAAGUUCAAUAAUACCAGGGAUAAAAAGGCGUACUUAUUGAACCUCUUGGGUAAAGCAUGGUAUUCUAGAGGUAUGAAAGACAAAUCAAUUGGCUUUUUACAAACAUCUUUAAAAAUUACAAAAGAAGCCAUUGUUGAAGAAACAUCUGAAGAGAAUAUGAGAAAAAAUACCAAGUUCCUCAAUACACUGAAAUUUAAUAUAGUUCUAUUGGAAUUCCAAAUUGCCGAAAUGUUUAGAAGAUCACAUGUGAAGGAUCGCACAGUAGCUGCUUUGAAAAAUUCUAUUAAUGGGUUAGAUGAGUCUAUCAAAAUCUUAAACGAAAUAAAGGACUCAAAAGAUUUUACCAUUAUAUCGACCGAAGAAUUAGAGCAACGUAUCCAAUUAGGUGAAACAACUAUGAAAACCGCAUUAGAACGUUGUUUAACUGAACAAAAAGAAUAUGAGACAACUCAAAAUGAGAAAUUAGCUCAGGCACUAAAAUUGAAGAAAGAAAAUGAAGAAAAAGAAAGACAAAGGAUAGCUAAAGAGGAGGAAGAAAAACGUCUGAAAUUGGAGAAACAAAAAGAAGAAUACAAUAGGUUACAAGAUGAAGCUCAAAAACUAAUACAAGAGCGGGAGUCUGCUAUAGUGAAUGAAGAUGAAGUAUCUGAUGAUAAAGAGUUUGAAGGUGGAGGAGAUGGUGCCAAGAAGUCUGAUAAGAUAAAUAAGCGUGCUACUAAUAAAGAAGCUGGUGGUGAAAAGAAGAAAAGGAGAAAAACUAAGAAAACAGUUGGAGAAGGAAGAGAUAAUGAAGAUGAUGACGAAGAGGAAGAAGUUAAAGUUAAAAGUGGCAGAGGGAGGAAAUCUGCAUUAUCUAGUGAAUUCAUUGAAGACUCCGAUGACGAAUUGGGAAUAGAAUCGAAUGCGUCAGAUGAAGAAGAGGAAGCUAAGGUUUCUGACGAAAAUAAUGACGAUGAUGACGGAUUGUUUUAA
This is a messenger RNA of Kazachstania africana CBS 2517, 3288 nucleotides long. It is a transcript of the gene CTR9, whose product is annotated as Ctr9p. The transcript has a single exon. Gene Ontology annotation, cellular component: Cdc73/Paf1 complex. The record is from RefSeq and is a predicted model, not a curated record. Bases 1 to 3288 code for a protein of 1095 amino acids. NCBI's taxonomy places the organism in Eukaryota, Fungi, Ascomycota, Saccharomycetes, Saccharomycetales, Saccharomycetaceae. Gene Ontology annotation, molecular function: RNA polymerase II complex binding. Gene Ontology annotation, biological process: regulation of DNA-templated transcription.